Endocarpon pusillum Z07020 is the source of this 2640-nucleotide messenger RNA. RefSeq lists its product as uncharacterized. NCBI's taxonomy places the organism in Eukaryota, Fungi, Ascomycota, Eurotiomycetes, Verrucariales, Verrucariaceae. The record is from RefSeq and is a predicted model, not a curated record. Gene Ontology annotation, molecular function: protein binding. The transcript has 5 exons. Bases 1 to 2640 code for a protein of 879 amino acids.
AUGUCAAGAACAGCGGCUGUCCUGGCCUUUUCCAUACCGCUUGCAUUUGCGCAGUCUGCAACCGGCGUUCAGUCAAAUGUGACAUUUUGCAACUGGGCCGGCCUUCGAUCUGGCAUUAUACGCGACACAAUAUACCUCGAUGGGGGUGGUUUAUGGUGGCAAACUGCCACAGACAGUAAUGGUCUACCCGUUCCCGUGCCUGAUGUGGAUGGUACCGGGCGCAUGUUUUCACUCAAUCUCUCCUACUCCUUCGACACUUCGACAUUCAACGAGACUACAUCGCUCCUCCAACCAUUAUCCAAGACUGGUGGCACGGCCGGUAACAACAUUGCUCCCGACUAUGAAGACGGAGCACUCUUUGCCAACGAGGGGGAGUUCUACCUCUAUGGGGGCCUUACUCGUUUGACCGACGCUUACACUCCACCAGACGCUCAGGCAGUAUUGGGCUACGAAGCCUAUCAAUAUGGUCCCGAGAGAAUUAGCUGGUCAAGAGGAUUUAUACAAGGAACAUUGCCUGACAACGUUACCAGAUAUGUGAGCAACGGUGCCUCAGUAUCGGCACCAAGCGAGAACUUGGGUUUUUACUUCAGUGGUCUCAGGGGAGCUGGCUGGGGGCCCACCACCGAGUCGACCAGAGACUGGUAUCUCGCAGACACCCUGAUUGAAGUUGAUAUGUCCACCAUGCGAGGCGAACAAUGGUCAAACAACACACUCCCAGACGACAUUCCACCCCGUGCCGGUGCUGAACUUGUCUGGAUUCCUGUUGGUGGCCGAGGCGCAUUAGUUGCAAUAGGUGGCAUGACCGCGGUUGAAUACCUGCUCUCAAGCCCCUUGAACAGCUCACAGAGCUCUGAUGCCGAAGAGCAGGCGCCGGGCUUCAUGACCUCACUCCCAGUCUAUGACAUAGUAUCACAGACUUGGUAUAUGCAGAACACUACAGGCGACGGCCCUGGACAGCUGACGUCGUUUUGCUCCGUGGUUGCACCAGCCAGAGAUGCCUCCAGUUUCAACAUCUAUAUAUAUGGCGGUUAUGACGGUCUGAACUACACCAGCGUUCCUUUCGAUGAUGUGUGGAUAUUAUCCAUUCCAUCCUUCUCCUGGGUCAAGGCAUAUUCGGGGGUUCGAUCACAUGGUCGUCGGGGCCACAGAUGCGAGCGCAUUUAUCCCGACCAGAUGCUCAUUAUUGGCGGCGUCAACCCCAACCCCCAGCAAUGUCUCACGGAUGGGCCUAUUCAGAUCUUCAAUCUUAACACCUUGAAAUUCCAGAACCUAUACAAUCCAAGGGAAUGGGCCGAGUAUGCCGUUCCGGACGUGGUUACAGCGGUCAUCGGCGGCAACGGUCAAGGCGGCGCCACCAGAACAGCAUCCUUUUCAAACAACACCCUCGAAUCCCUCUUCCAAACGCCCUACACUAGAACAAUCAACCAAUACUACCCCUACUCCCCUGCAGGUGGUUCGCCUGGCACCUCUCCUGUGCCUACAGCAAUUUCCCAAAGUGGUGGCCUCGCAAGUUGGGUCGCACCCGUGCUGGGCGUCGUACUUGGUCUCAUUGUCCUCUCCAUCAUCGUCGUCCUGAUUCUUCUCUACCGUCGCCGCAAAAUACUCCGCCGUAAAAGCUUCACCAGCUCUCACGCCGGCAGCAGCUCUAACAACCGCAUCCUCAAUUGGGUCAACGGCAUGCCUAACCAACCUUCCGAACACAAAACCGACACAUCCGACACCACCACCGAAGCGGACAACGAAACCAGCGUGUCCAGCCCGGUCGGCCGCUUAGAAGUAGCGGGCCAGCAACGCUACGAAGUGGAAGCCAAUGAAAGAGAGAAGGCUCCUGCCGAAUUGGCCACCCCCUUCAACGUCGAAGCCGACGUCAACACCUCCCGCACCAUCGAUUUUGCCCAUGAAUCGGGAACUUCUUCUGACCAACCAUCCCAAUCCCAACCAAGCGGCAGCGCAUCAAACUAUUCCCAACCCCAGAUCCACGGUCUUGGUUUCAUCGGCUCCCCACCCAUAUCCCCACAGUCCCCCCACUACUCCCCCAAUUACCUCCACUCCCACAGCAAUGACAGCCGCAUUGGCAACAACUCCAGCAACCGUAGCGACGCACCGAGUCCUUACGUCCACCCCCAACGGCCCGAAGACGUAGGCAGUCGCUCACUUACUGCCUCCCCAUCACCCACCAGCUCUCCGGCCCGAAGCCCUGAUCUUCGUGCCCAUUCAAAGAACGUGAGCGCUGAUAUCCCCCCUGCCAACGCCAUUCUCAACGAUGGAGGGAUUGGAGGGGAAGGAGCAGCAAAUGAAUCUGGCUUACAACGUCGACCCACACACCAACGCAACAUCUCCAGUUUGAGCUCCGAUCUCUACCAGCUCAAUUCUCCAGAUGGCGCGUUGACGCCGGACGAGGAUUCGAGGCGCAGUCAGCUGUUGGGUGGACUGGCUAGCCAUCCUGUGCAAAACCAGGACCCGAGCCAGAGUCACGGGAGGAUGGGCGCGUUGGAUGGGAGGAUGGAAGCGUACAGGGAAGAGUUGGUCAGCCCGCAGGAAGAAAGUACCUCUCCCGCUGGAGUAGAGCGGAAGAGGACGGCAGGCAAAAAAAGCAGUUUUGGUGAGAUGCUGGACGAAGACGAGAAGGAGAAGAAAUAA